AUGCAUGCAAUGCGAUUGAAUCCGAAUGGGGACGCAUCGACCUUCCCUAAACGUUCGGCCUUGCCACACAUUGCUGGCACACCAAAGGACAAUGCUUGGUUUUGGGGCGGCAACGACGAACUCGGUCGAUUAAACCUCCUCACCCCACAGCGAAUAGCAAAAACCACACAAGAAAAUGUCAAAACGGGAGAAUCAGUAUCACUGGACUUGCCAUUGAACGUUCCCGGCCCAGCCUUCUUUGGACGAAAAGGAUUGAAACAUCGCAUCAAGAACAUAGCCCCCGGCGCUUUCGAUGAUGAACUAGCAUUCAACACGCAGAGCAGUAGCCAGUGGGAUGGCUUCCGCCAUUUCGCGCAUCCAACAUAUAACUGCCAUUACAACGGCGUUAUCUCUGACGAAAUAAUGGCCGAUUUAGACGGCGAUGGAGAAGAUGGCGAAGAAGCACCUGAGCGCUCAAGAAAGCUCGGCAUCGAUGCCUGGGCUAAGAAAGGCAUUAUAGGCCGCGGUAUCCUCCUCGACGUAUACUCUUGGGUCCAGAAGUCGGGCAAAGCAUAUGAUCCUUUCACCAAACACUCCAUAACAGCCGAUGAUCUUCGUGAAUGUGCAGAGUCACAAGGCACGUCGUUUCAAACCGGUGACAUACUCCUAAUACGCACUGGAUGGCUUUCAACAUACAAUGCCCUCUCUAUCGCCCAGAAAUCUGAGCGCAGCACCAUGCCACUAGAUCAACACUUUUACGCUGGUCUCGAUGCCACAGAUCCCAUGAAAGAUUUCUUAUAUGACAACUACUUUGCGGCUGCUGCGACAGAUAACGCCAAUUUUGAGGUUUGGCCGCCGGAAAGCUGGGAGGGGAGUCUACAUGCAAGUAUGCUUAGCAUGUGGGGCAUGCCGAUCGGAGAGCUUUGGAAUUUCGAAACGCUGGCGGAGAUGUGCUGGGAGAAGGGGAGGUGGGAGUUUUUGGUUGUCAGUAAACCGGUUGACGUACCUGGGGGUGUUGGGAGCUUGCCGAAUGCGGUUGCGAUAUUCUGA
Alternaria postmessia is the source of this 1029-nucleotide messenger RNA. RefSeq lists its product as uncharacterized. The transcript is spliced from 3 exons. Lineage: Eukaryota; Fungi; Ascomycota; Dothideomycetes; Pleosporales; Pleosporaceae. Bases 1 to 1029 code for a protein of 342 amino acids. The record is from RefSeq and is a predicted model, not a curated record. Gene Ontology annotation, molecular function: arylformamidase activity.